Messenger RNA from Linepithema humile (Argentine ant), 1161 nucleotides. The record is from RefSeq and is a predicted model, not a curated record. NCBI's taxonomy places the organism in Eukaryota, Metazoa, Arthropoda, Insecta, Hymenoptera, Formicidae.
UAUAAAAUUUAAGUCUUUGUUUAAUUGAUUUUACUUAUUCUCAGCAUAGAGGGUUAAUUCCGCGACUUUUAUCUGAUAUGUUUACGGAGAAAAUAAACCGAAGGAAAAUUUGUGAUAUACGCUAUCGUUUGAGUUUUCUUCAGCUGAGAGGUAAAAACGUAACCGAUCUUCUUACGACGCAAAAACGAAAAAUCGUUAACAUUAGCGAGCACGAUGUCUUUAAGCAUGUAACUAUAGUGGAUGUAGACAACGAGGAGGAGACCCUGAAGAAAAUACUCGAGGCAGAAGCAAGGAGAGCGAUUGUCAAAGGAACAAUAUAUCCGGUGUCACAUCUGGGUGCAGCUAUAAUCACUCUCCACGUAUCAAAUGCAAGUCUAAUAAAAUCACAGGCCACCGUAGCGACGGCAAGAAUACAUGUCGUAGAGAUGGCUGGAACUGGUACAGCGGGGAAAUCGAGUUGCGCGAAAACAGCGACCGAUUUGGGUACGGCGAAUUUGAUGAAAAUGCAGCUAGAACAGUACUUCAUGUAUCUUAGAGAACCGAACGCUUCGAUGUACAGUGUUGUUCGCUCAAGUAAUUUACUGAAGCUACUGAAAGACGCCCUUACCGUUACAUCCAUCAUUCGUUUUAUAUCUCAUGUGCGGAUCACAAGGGAGGAUCUCGAUGUCACUUUGUCGACCAUGCGACUGACUGCUAAAAUCGCAAAACUGAAACUGAUCAAAACGAUACGAUACGUUCGGCCGCAAGCGGAAUUAAUUGUGCAACAAUUGCGAAAGGAAGUAAAUGCUCUAAGGACGGAGCUGGAAUUAAAUGCUAUGUUUUUACAUCAAGAAGCGCUGAUGAACAUCUCGAAAUCGCGGGCCGAGCAGAUUAGCCGGGAUAUAAUGAAAUUUUUGCAGGGUUCCAUUUCGGAGUUAACGCUCUUCAACGUUACCCAAGCGCGAGUAUUGAUGAAAAUCACCAAACGAUUAUACGACAAAUUAAUUGCGGAAGGCAUUAAAGCGCAGGACUUAAAUGAAGUGUAUGAAAAUGUGGUGGAAUCAUUGGUGCAAGCAAAUGCUACCUAAUCGACAUUGUUGUUAAAAAAAAAUUUCUUUAUUGCACUUUAUCAUCCUGCUAAUUAUUUUAAUCUUACGUCUAUGUGUAUUAAUACAAACAAGA